CUGUAAGCGUGUAGGGCACAUCAGAAAAAAAUGCUGGUUUUUGAGUAACAGUUCGGUAAAACUUGUAAAACAAGAAGACGACUCCGCGAGUGUACCGCCCUUUGACAAGUUCAAUAGAGUACGCAUAAGUGAAUCUAGCGACGAAUCAGAUAUCAACUGUAUGAAGAUUGGGGAUGAUAAAAGUGACCCGUGUUUAGUACAGGUGAAAGUUCAAGGACGGAAAUUGUUGAUGGAGGUCGACACAGGAUCGGCAGUAGCAGUGAUCAGUGUAAAACUUUAUAAAAAACGGUUUCAUUCGAUGGACAUUAAAUUAUGCAGCAAAAGGCUAGUUGUGGUUAAUGGUUCCAGACUUGAGGUUGUUGGACAGAUUUCAGUAGCAGUUGAGUUAAAUGGUCGUAGUAGCUUAGAGAAACUUAUUGUUUUGAAAAGUGAAAAUGAUUUCACCCCUCUACUCGGUAGAGACUGGAUGGAGACUUUUUAUCCAGAGUGGAAAUUGCAUUUCAAAAACACUGUUACAAUAAACCAUUUGAAUGCAGAGCAGUUGCGGGAAAAAGCUAUCGGUAAUAUCCAAAACCAAUUUAAAAAAGUCUUUAGUAUAGAUUUUUCCGAACCUAUUGUAGGCUACAAAGCUGAUCUUACAUUCAAGUCUGAGCAACCAAUAUUCAAACGGGCAUAUCAAGUACCAUACAAGCUAAAAGAAAAGUUACUGGGCCAUCGGCUAGAGCAACAGGGAGUCAUAUCGCCUAUUAAGGCUAGUGAGUGGGCGUCGCCCGUGAUUGCAAUCCCAAAAAAGGACGGCGAGAUUCGCAUGAUAUCUCUGGCCGGUCGUCGGCUAACAGCCCAUCGCAACCAGCUAAAAAUGGUAGAACAGCCGCGCCAACAGUCAAGAGUGUUCGUACCCAAGGGCAGGAUGGAAUCCAGCAAGCGUCGCAGAAGUAUCUCUGACGAAGAAGACUGUUGCGGAUUCCCCGAUGUUCCUUUAGUGCCAGAGGACAUCCAACCGGAGAAAAAGCGUCAUGUGCAGAUUCGCAGUCCUGUAGUGACACGAUCGAAGGCUGGUUCAGCUAUCAGAAGUGAUUAAACAAAGAUCUGAAAGAUUGUGAAAGCAAUGUCGAAGUUGUUUAAAAUUAUUGAAAAAUAUCGUAAACUCAAGUAACAAAAGAAGAUAGAAAUUCUUGAUGAAUUUAUCUAAAAAGGGAAGAACUAUAAUAUCCCUAUUUUGUGUGUUCUGCAUUAAGAGUGCUAUCGAUAUUGUACUAAAAAGAAUUCUCUCAAAAGAUAUAAUAAAUGAGCUCAUUCGAACUUAAGCCGCAACCGUAAGCGGAGGCAUUUCAAACGUGUGUCCUUUUAUUGAAAGCUUAGUAAGAAAAUCUUAAAAUCAAAUAGCGUAAUUCUUAAUCUUUUUAUUUAACAAAAGGCAGAUAU
Aedes albopictus (Asian tiger mosquito) is the source of this 1425-nucleotide messenger RNA. RefSeq lists its product as uncharacterized. The transcript has 2 exons. The record is from RefSeq and is a predicted model, not a curated record. Bases 161 to 1081 code for a protein of 306 amino acids. Lineage: Eukaryota; Metazoa; Arthropoda; Insecta; Diptera; Culicidae.